Molecule: messenger RNA, 1014 nt
Organism: Punctularia strigosozonata HHB-11173 SS5
Lineage: Eukaryota; Fungi; Basidiomycota; Agaricomycetes; Corticiales; Punctulariaceae
Exons: 7
Coding region: 1-1014 (337 amino acids)
Source: RefSeq, a predicted model, not a curated record
AUGCCGUCGCUUCCUACUUCCUCAUUGAACACCAGCUCUCUGCUUGAACCUUCCUCAGGCCCACCCCCGGCCUCCUUGCAAAAGCAGCUCUUCGCGAUUUCGAUCACCACGAUUGCAACAGCUGCUAUCGUCUGCUGGGACUACCUUGCUUUGUUACGGGCCGAGUUGCGUCUGUAUCGUAAUGGAGGAAAGGCUCUAUGGAUGACACCGGUCACCUAUGCAUUUGUUGUUCUACGGUACUCUGUGUUCGUUGCGAUGGUACCUUCUGUCUUCUUCACGUCUCUGCAAACUCGAUUCUGCCAGCUCACUGUGACCCUGUCGGAACUUGGUCUGGUCCUGGUCGUAGCUUCCUCCGGCGUUAUCUUCGCUAACCGCGUUGUCGCCAUCUGGGGUGGUUCCAGAGGGGUCACUCUACUUGUUGGGUGUCUCUAUGUCGCAAUGGUAGUCUGUUGGGUUGUCGUAGGUCUGCAGUACCACGCAGUUCCGGGCCCGCCAACGCCUCUGUUCUCGAAUUGCAUCUUGGUCGACCUCGUGCCAUGGGCACCGAUCAGUUACGCGUCAUCUGUCGUCUACGAUGUGGUCAUCUUCAUCAUGACCCUCGCGAAGUUAAAGAGCCCGACCCUCAAGGACUCCGCAAUCAGCAGGCAGAUCUAUCGAGAUAGCCUGCUUUACAUGGCUACUACCGCUGCCAUGAACAUCACGGUUGUCUCUAUUCAAGCAUUGCCUGAUAGCUUUGAACUCCUCAAGCCUACGGUUGUACCUUUCUCCACUGUGAUAACCGCGACUAUGUCACAGCGGGUAUACCUGAACCUGAAGCAAGCGAGGAAGGAUCAAACCUCGUCCAUCGACCCGGCCACCUUCGUCCUGGACCACGUUAGGGGACGCUCAACGGAUUACGACUGCAUCAUAUCGCGAUGCGCCGCCUUUGCCACGAUGAUCAAGAUGACUAAACUGCGGAUGAUCCCUACUCGCAACAAGUGCUGCACCAUUUUACGACGAUCUGCCACGAUGUAA